Molecule: messenger RNA, 1203 nt
Organism: Miscanthus lutarioriparius
Lineage: Eukaryota; Viridiplantae; Streptophyta; Magnoliopsida; Poales; Poaceae
Source: the annotation of a GenBank genome assembly
AUGGAUGACCCAGAGUUGAAUGCUCCUCCCAAGAAUAAUCCAGAGGAGGAGCCAAAGCAGGCAACAAAUAAGGUAUUGAAGCGUACCACAUCAUUCGCUCAAGGCACUAUUGCCACUGCGACCGGCUUCGUCACAGCAGCUUUCUCGGUGCGCAAAGAUGCUCUGUUGCACCGGCACGUCCUGGUGGCCGGCGGUUGCUUCCUGGUGAUUGCAUACCUAUCUGCGCUCCUGCUGGUCUACCUGAAAUUGUUCUUGUCAGGACACAGGCAGCUGCAUAAGGGGCACAUCCGGUUCAUCCAGUUUCUCUGCAUCAUCAGCGGCGCGGCGCUGGUCGCGACGAACUCCUUGCUGCUGCUCCUCAUAAGUGAAGGCAGCAGCUUGUUGUCUCUCAAUCUGCUGCCCAUACAGGGCCUCAUCGGCAUUCUCGCGUACCACGCGACGCCGACGGAGGACAGCAUGCGCGACGAGGCGUUCGAGGCGGGGAUCAAGAGCGGCCGCAAGGUUGCCCUGUUCGCCACCGCGACGGCCUUCGCCGUGCAGACCACGCUCCUCUUCGGCUACCUCAAAAACUCCAGCUUCCGGGCACUGGGCCACCGGUUCGACCUCUCCGUGUCCUUCCUGGCGUCGGCCCUCAGCGUGUUCCUGGUCGUGGCCACCUGCAUGCCGCUUGGGUACAGGACUAGUGCCGCGAGGGACAAGGUGCUGUCCCUCGUGAGGUACCUAAAGGACGCCGUCAUCGCCUUGCUCGCGGUCACCGCGGUGACUAUUGCCAAGGAGUUUCUCGGCGGCGACACCGUGCUCGCGCUCUUCCCGGAGAUCACCAUAGCUGCCAUGUAUUAUGCCGUGAACCUGUUCACUGACGACACUGCAGAGCAGGGCCGAGAUGAGGUCGCUGAGCACAAGAUGGAGAUGUUGCCGACUACCGUCGUCGCCACGUUCGGCUUCGGCAUGCUGGGUGCGGCCUACGCCGCGCUGCUUGGAACUCCGGAGUACGACAUGUACACGAAGGCGCUGGUGUUCACCUUGCUCGCCGCCGUCGUGUCCAGCCUGGGACGGGUGGCGGGGCCACUCUGCAGCCCCCGGCGCGACAAGAACGCGGCGGCGUGCGUGGUGUUCCUGAGCAACAUCCUCCCCAUCGUGGAGAUGCUGGUGGCCGUCCCGCUCGCCGCAAAGGUCGCCAGUAAUGCCCUCCCCGCGUCUUAG